CCACGAAUAAUAUUAAAAAACAAAAACCACAAUAAUCACAAGAAUGCAAGGUUCACACAUAGUAGAAUUCAUAAGCUAUUGACUUCAAUUUAAUAAACUAUUCACGUUUUUUUUUAUACGAAGUAUUUUAUUUAAUUUUAGAAUAAACUCGUCACAUAUAAAUACGUGCAUGCGUGACAUUAGAGGAAUACAAACAAAAGGGAGAAUCGGGAGAGAAAUCAAAGAUGAAAUAUUUCAUGGGAAAUGAUGAAUUAUUCAUAAUAUCUUACUACAAAAAAAUCAUUAAUACAAUAGUGAUUUAUAGUAUGAUUAUAGCAACAUUUAUGCAAAUACAUGGACACGCCAUAGAAUUUCCAGAAAAAGGAAAAGUGCCAGCAUUCAUAGUAUUUGGGGAUUCAAUAGUUGAUCCUGGAAAUAAUAAUUACAUAGAGACUGUUGGAAGAGCAGAUUUCCCACCUUAUGGGAGAGACUUUCCUGGAGGUGUAGCCACUGGAAGAUACAGUAAUGGCAAAAUUCCCUCUGAUUUCUUUGCUGAAGAACUUGGAAUUAAAGAGUUUGUGCCUCCAUAUUUGGAUCCAAAGCUCAAUAUCAAUGACCUCGUUACCGGUGUUAGCUUUGCAUUUGGUGCUGCUGGUUAUGAUCCCGACUCUGCAAAAUUAGCGAAUGUGAUGACAUUACAAGAUCAAUUGAAUUUGUUCAGAGGAUAUAUAAAGAAGCUCAAGGAUGCAGUAGGAGAAAACACAACAUCCACCAUCAUUUCCCAAAGUGUAUACCUAGUUUGUGCAGGAAGCAAUGACAUUACCAACACGUAUUUCUCAUUACCAUUUGCAAGACUUCAUUACAAGAAUGUCUCAGCAUAUACUGGUGUGAUGGUCAACUGGGCGUCCUCUUUUGUGCAGGAACUAUACGCUUUGGGGGCAAGAAGGAUAGGUGUGAUCAGUGCACCACCAUGCGGUUGUCUUCCAUCACAAAGAACCUUGCAUGGCGGUCUAUUUAGAUCUUGCGUAAAGGAAGAAAACGAAGCUUCGAUUCUUUUCAACAAUAAGCUCUUUAUCGAGUUAAAUUCCCUUAACCAAAAGCUUGUAGGAUCCAGAUUCGUGUACCUAGACAUCUACAACCCAUUGCUCGAUCUCAUAAACAACCCUUCUCAAUCAGGAUUCACAGUUGUAAAUAGAGGAUGUUGUGGCACCGGAAACAUAGAGGUUUCUUUUCUUUGUACAAAAUUUGAUCCUGGGACUUGCAAAAAUGCCUCAAAAUUUAUAUUCUGGGAUAGUUUUCACCCAACUGAGGCUGCUUACAAAGUCAUAGUCCAUGAGGUCGUCCAAAAAAGCAUAGACAAUUUCUUCUAGAUUUUAUUUUCAUACAUAAAAAAAAAAGUGUACUAAUUUGAUUGGAAUUACUCGUACAAAGGUGGGAAAAAAAAAAUUCUUCUAUUCAUGAUAUACGAAUUGUAUUAUUUAUUAGGAUUCAAAUAGAAAAUUCAACAAAAACUUUCUAGUGUGUUUCAUAUGGAGUAUUAUAUUUGACUUUAUUGUUUGCAACAAAA
Molecule: messenger RNA, 1546 nt
Organism: Chenopodium quinoa (quinoa)
Lineage: Eukaryota; Viridiplantae; Streptophyta; Magnoliopsida; Caryophyllales; Amaranthaceae
Product: GDSL esterase/lipase EXL3-like
Exons: 5
Coding region: 225-1349 (374 amino acids)
Cellular component (GO): extracellular region
Molecular function (GO): hydrolase activity, acting on ester bonds
Source: RefSeq, a predicted model, not a curated record